UCCUAACCCACAGACCUCUCCUCCCGUAGCGCAGCAAAGCGGGGCCGCCUCAGAGAAGAAGUGAACGCUAAGAUGUAUCGAUGGAAAAGGUAAUAAAUGGAGGGAAUGGAAUGUAUCAAUCAGACCCUCGAUGAGUCGAACAACAUCGAUGGACAACAUGGCACCAGCGGAGUAGGAAGCUGAGUCUGGAAAUGCUGCAGCAGAGUCGCUGAUGUCAUGAUGAGGACCUAUACCCGUGGGGCCCCCACAGUCUUCUUCAUAAGUCUACUGUGGGCCACCGUCGCCGUGGGCCCAGCGCUGAGCGCCGUGGAGGUGGACUCCAGCGGGGGCAUCCCUUUCCUGGGCGGCAACUACAACGGGCACCCCAUGCUGUACUUCAGCCAAUCGGACGUGGAGGACCUCCAGAGGGCCGCGGCCCAGACCCACCAGGGCAUCGCCGGCCGCAUCCGUGAGGCUGGGGAGGCCAUGCUGGAGCACCCCGAGGAGUACCUGCCCCCCUGGAGCCCGGCCGAGUUCAGCGCCCGCUGGAACGAGGUGUAUGGCAACAACCUGGGAGUGCUGUCCAUGUUCUGUCUGCUCUACCCUCACCGGGCCGGCGCGCUGGAUUUGGUCAAGGACUACAUGGAGAGGAUGGCAGCUCAGCCCAGCUGGUUGGUGAAGGAUGCUCCGUGGGACGAGGUGCCCAUGGCCCACUCCCUGGUGGGCUUCGCCACGGCCUACGACUUCCUGUACGAGUACCUGAGCAAGCGGCAGCAGGAGCGUUUCCUGCAGGUCAUCGGCAACGCCUCGCGCUACAUGUACGAGAAGUCCUACCACCGCGGCUGGGGCUUCCAGUACCUGCACAACCACCAGCCCACCAACUGUGUGGCCCUCCUGACGGGCAGCCUCGUCCUCAUGACCCAGGGUUACCUGCAGGAGGCCUACCUGUGGACCAAGCAGGUGCUGGACAUCAUGGAGAAGUCCAUGGUGCUGCUGCAGGACGUGGCGGACGGCUCGCUGUACGAGGGCGUGGCCUACGGGACCUACACCACUCGCUCCCUCUUCCAGUACAUGUUCCUGGUGCAACGCCACUUUGCCAUCGGCCACUUCGACCACCCCUGGCUGCAGAAGCACUUUGCCUUCAUGUACCGCACUCUCCUACCAGGAUUCCAGAGGAGUGUUGCCAUCGCCGACUCCAACUACAACUGGUUUUACGGGCCAGAGAGCCAGCUGGUGUUCCUGGAUCGCUACGUCAUGCGCAACGGCAGCGGCAACUGGCUGGCCAACAUGAUCCAGAAGAACCGCGUGGUGGACGGCCCAGGGCAGGCCGGGAAAGGCCAGCGAUGGUGCACGCUGCACACCGAGUUCCUCUGGUAUGAUCCAAAACUAACACCCACACCUCCCCCCGACUACGGCACCUCUCGCCUUCACUACUUUGAGGACUGGGGCGUGGUGACGUACGGAAGCGCCCUGUUGGCCAAGCCCAACCAAACGUUUCUCUCCUUCAAGUCCGGCAAGCUGGGAGGGCGCGCCAUAUUUGACAUUGUGCACAAGAACAAGUACAAAGACUGGAUUAAGGGCUGGAGGAACUUUAACGCCGGGCACGAGCACCCGGACCAGAACUCCUUCACCUUUGCGCCCAACGGAGUGCCAUUCAUCACAGAGGCGCUCUACGGUCCAAAGUACACAUUCCUCAACAACGUGGCCAUGUUUUCCCCGGCCGUGUCGGAGAGCUGCUUUGCACCAUGGGAAGGCCAGCUCACCGAGGCCUGCAACUCCAAGUGGCUCAAGUACAAGCACGGCGCGGCGGCUGACUGCCACGGCCGGCUGGAGGCGGUCCUGGAGAGACAGGGCAUGGUGUUCAUUCGCGGAGAGGGCAAGUCUGCCUACAGCGAGGAGCUGAAGAUCCAGAGUUUCCAGAGGAACCUCCUCCUGCUGCACCCUCAGCUGCUGGUGCUCGUGGAUUACGUCCUGCUGGACGAGGACAGCCCGACGACGGCCAUGAGCGCCUUCUUUCACAACACCGACCAGCCGUUCAAAGACAUUGAAAUGGACGGCGGCGUCCACGGCGCCUUCAUCAAACCAAACGAGGACGCCUACAAGAUGUUCUGGAUGGACGACAUGGGCCACAGUGAGAAAGGAGUGGUGGGCUACAAGGGCUAUCCGCGCGGAUACCCUUACGACGGCUCCAAUUACGUGAACGUGACCAUGCCCCUGAGGAGCCCCCACAGCAGGGUGGCCUACAUCUUCUUCGGGCCAGGGGUGGAGGUGCUGAGCUUCAACAUGAGGGGGGACGCCGAGCGGGUCAACAUCGACAUCUCCACCAAGGAGCACCGCUACACCGUCUACCUGCUCACGGGAGACAAGGCCAGCAAGCCCCUGUUCGCCAUGGUGCUCGCCGACGACAACAAGAAGAUUGUGUUUGAGAAGGCGGCGGGCGUGAGGGACGGGGAGCUGCCGGAGGUGGAGGAGUACGCCAACGUGGUGGAGGACAACCUGCAGCACGUCAAGCCCGUCUUCCAGCACAUGGAGCGGCAGAUCCUGGCGCGCGUGCUCAACACGGACAGCUUCCGCAAGACAGCCGAGCGCCUGCUGCAGUUCUCCGACAGCGGCGACAGCAACGGCAACAAGAGGAGGAAGGCCACGGAGGACGCCGUGGAGAAAAUGUUUGCCCUGACCAAGAGGCAAAUGAAGGCCAAGCUCGGGGUCGGCAAGAAGGGCAACCUGGCCGAAAAGCUCCCCGUCGACGGCCUCCCGGACAUUUUCGCCCUGAUCGAGGGCAGCGAGAAGAAGGAGCGCCAGAGGACGAUGAAGCGCGUGUAUGAGGAGCUCCCCGAGGAAGGCGACGGCGACUCCAGGGCUUUCGUGGACUACUCCGACAUGCGCAAGGGCAAAAAAGGCGCCUUCAUCAAGGGCCGCAAGUACAAGGAAGUGCACAUGCUGGCAACGGCCAAGAGCGAAGACCUGUCCAACGCCACCUCCUACAUACGGAUAUUCCUCAUCCUCAACAUCGCCACCUUCAUCCUGCUCCUGGCCGUGCUGCUGACGCGCUUCCAGAGGGCCCAGAGCCUGCACACGCAGAGGUGCUUCUACUGCGUGCUGCUCAUCGACAGCUUCAUCCUGCUGUUUCUGUACUCCUCCUGCUCCCAGGCACAGUGCUGACGCCCCCUGCUGGUGAUGCACUGUAAAGACCAAGACAGUGACGCAUAGAACCAGCUCAAGACAAUAUUAUAUAUUGCAUUGAUUUCUUCUGGGAAGGUGUUGGUUAAUUUUUCAAUUUUAGCGUAGAGAUAUCCUGAAAACAAUGGAGGCAACAUGCCAUGGAAAUCCCUUUGGUUACACAGUUUUUGGUUGAUUCUAUGCAUCACUUUUUGGUUUUACAGUUCAACACAGUUGGUAGGGCAGAAAUCGAAUCCAUUAUCUUCACACGCUACCACUUAACAGCGGGACUGAGCAUGUGUCUUGCACACCCAACUGGAGUCAACCUGCAUGGCGGGAGCGGCGGUUGUCGUCGAGGAAAUGUUAAUUCCAAAUUGGAAUUGAUGUAUUACCAUGUUUUUAGCCAGAUCGCCUUUUUUGAGAUUGUAAGCUUCUGUGGAGCUGCAGAAUCAAAGUUUGUGUGAGCUCUGAACUCUUGACAUGCAACAGGACCUAUUUUCUCGUGCCAUCAAGAUCUCCCUGGCUAGCCACUAAACCACACUGAUGUCAUGUCAUGUCAUGUCAUGGCUUAUCUAUGCAGAAUGAUUUUUUUUUUUAAUAACGCAGAAUGGUCAACUUCCAAUGCCUCUGAAGAAUAUAUAUAUAAGUGUAUAUAUGUUAAAGCAAGAUAUAUUUUUCAAGUUAUUUUAUACCCUUUGUAAUUAAAACACAGAAAUACAA
Molecule: messenger RNA, 3858 nt
Organism: Engraulis encrasicolus (European anchovy)
Lineage: Eukaryota; Metazoa; Chordata; Actinopteri; Clupeiformes; Engraulidae
Gene: dse
Product: dermatan sulfate epimerase
Exons: 6
Coding region: 217-3141 (974 amino acids)
Molecular function (GO): chondroitin-glucuronate 5-epimerase activity
Source: RefSeq, a predicted model, not a curated record